CAUAUCGCUAAUGUCUUAACCCAGGUACCCCAGAUCGCUUGAUUGAGAGACAUCUGUUCAUCCGCGAUGACCUCACACGUGCGAGUCAAGUGACUGCAGCACGACGGUUCUCUUGGCGUCGGCUUCCGCGGAGCAUAAAAAGCGGUGGAUGGGGAAGCCAUCUCACCUCAUCCACCAAAAAGACUCGCUGCGAUGCUCGCCCACGUCCUAGCCCUUCUGCCCGUGAUCGCUGCCGUGCCGCUCAAGCGCGACAACACGACUCCGGCGCCCGCGCCGAUGUCGCUGCGCCACGACCUCGCCCACUUCGACUUUACGCCCAUCACGCAGAUCUCGCUCGGCCCGCGCCCCUACUACCUCGUGGACGACAUGUCGCCGUCGCCGCUCAAAGACCAGCUGACGCAGUGCAAGGAGCAUACCCAGAAGACGUCCAAGUGGUCGAUCGGGCACCGUGGCGGCGGCACGCUCCAGUUCCCCGAGCACACGGUCGAGUCGAACCUGGCGGGCGCGCGCAUGGGCGCCGGCAUCCUCGAGUGCGACGUCGCCUUCACCAAGGACUUGCAGCUCGUGUGCCGCCACUCGCAGUGCGACUUGCACACGACGACCAACGUCGUCGCCAUCCCCGAGAUGAACGCCAAGUGCACGCAGCCGUUCGUGCCCGCGAACGGCACGGCGCCGGCCAGAGCCAAGUGCUGCACCGCCGACUUUACGAUGGACGAGCUGCGCACGCUGUGCGCCAAGAUGGACUCGAGCUACGCCAACGCCACGACCCCCGAGCAGUACCUCGGCGGCGUGGCGCCGUGGCGCACGACGCUGUACAACCAGUGCGGGACGAUCAUCAGCCACCGCGACCACAUCGCAAUGACACUCGCCCUCGGCCUCGACUUCACGCCCGAGCUCAAGACCCCCGAGGUCCCCAUCCCCGAAGGAUACAGCCAGGAGGCGUACGCGCAGCAGCUCGUCGACGACUACCGCGAGAUGGGGGUCGACUUUUCGCGUGUCUGGCCCCAGAGCUUCCUCUACGACGACAUCCUCUACUGGCUCAAGGCGGAGCCCAAGUUCGCCAAGCAGGCGCUCUUCCUCGACGAGACAGGCGAUAACGGCAAGCUGGCGAAUGCGACCGCCGCGCUCAAGGGCCGCAAAAAGGACGGUGUCAAGUGGAUCGCACCGCCCACCAGCUACCUCCUCAAGGCGGUGGACGGGCGUCUCGAGGCGUCCGAGUACGCCAAGGAGGCCAAGCGCCUUGGGUUCGGAGUCGUUGCGUGGUCGCUAGAGCGCUCGCCCCCCCUUGCAAAGGUCAAGGGCGACUACUACUACGAGAACUUUGACAGCGCUAUCACCCGCGACGGCGACCUGUUUGUCGUCCUCGACGCGCUUAAGAACGUCGGCGUUGACAAGGUCUUCUCGGACUGGUCGGCCGCGACCACCUUCUACGCCAACUGCAUGGGGCUGUAGUAGUACACAUUAUAAUAAUGGUAGAUGAACAUUGAAUGGGCAGCGUAU
Cutaneotrichosporon oleaginosum is the source of this 1500-nucleotide messenger RNA. RefSeq lists its product as uncharacterized. Gene Ontology annotation, biological process: lipid metabolic process. Gene Ontology annotation, molecular function: glycerophosphodiester phosphodiesterase activity. Lineage: Eukaryota; Fungi; Basidiomycota; Tremellomycetes; Trichosporonales; Trichosporonaceae. The record is from RefSeq and is a predicted model, not a curated record.